This is a messenger RNA of Caenorhabditis angaria, 14772 nucleotides long. The record is from the annotation of a GenBank genome assembly. NCBI's taxonomy places the organism in Eukaryota, Metazoa, Nematoda, Chromadorea, Rhabditida, Rhabditidae.
AUGCAUCGGGGCCGAAAUUGGACCAUUAUUUUGGUGAGAAAAUUUUUUUUCAAAAAAAAAAUUAAAAAAAAAUUUUUUUUUGCAGAUUUUAUCCACAUUUUUCUCAAUGUUUUUGAUCAUAUCAAAUUUGAAAAAUUCGCGUCAAAAUUUGAGGAAUUUUCAAGAAAAUUCUGAAAAUCAGGAAAUUUUUGAAAAUUCUCAGAAUUUUUCCGAAUUUCUGCAUCAUCCUUUUGAUAAUUUGUGCAAAUUUCCUCUACAUUCAAUUUAUGCAAAAGAUAUUAUGGUGAGUUUUUCAGGGGAGGUUUACUGACGCGUUUUCGGUAGCUACAAGAAAUGCGUCAGCAAAUUAUUUUGCUGACGUGUUCAUCAGAGCUUUGAAGUUAAGCUACAAGAAUUACGCCAGCAAAACUGUUUGCUGACGCAUUUUUCGUAGCUUGAAAGUUAAUAUAGAAGAUCUACAAAAUACACGCCAGCAAAAUAACUUACUGACGCUUUUUUUGUAGCUACAAAAUUCGCGCCAGCAAUUCAAACUACAAACUCACAGGUCAAACUAGACUAUAGUCCCCCCCCCCCUUUUAUUAUGCAUGCAAAAAAGAGUAUAUUUCUCUCUUUCUCUAACACUCUCUCAUUUUUCCUCACUCUCUCUUUUUUCUACAAAAAACGCGCCAGUGGGCAUUUUGCUGACGCAUUUUUUGUAGAUCUCGACCAAUCUGAACAAAUAAUGUAUUUUUGGAAAAAAGCUGUGCAAAUUGUUCGCCCAAAAGAUCGAGAAAUGCGUCAAUGGGGUUUUGCUGGCGCGUAUUUUGUAGCCCAUGAAUUUUGAGCCCGAAAAAACCGUUCCUGACUGAAAUUUCACGCUGAAUUCCAUUUUCAGACUCCCGAUCAUUCUGGAACCCGUCUACGAACUCUAAAAUGCAAUUUAACCAACGGAAAUGAUAUGGCAACAAUGGAUUCACAAGGAUAUUUAUACAUUUAUGCGAGAUAUUCACAAUAUCCAAUUUUAAACAAAACUUUCGAAUGUGAUAUUAUUUUCAUUGAAGGCGGAUUGCGAAAUGAAACUGCAAAACUGGGAAAAAAAGAUAUACAAGAGGUAGAAGUUGUGAAAAAUGUGAUGCAAAAUAUGCGCCUUUGGGUGAAUGCUGACGCGUUUUUCGUGCGAUGUUUUGAUCGUGAUGAGGAAAAAGGCAAUUUAUCGGAUGUUUUGCUUUGGGAAAAACCUUUUGCUGGUUUGGAAGAUCGGAGUUUGCCUAAAUAUCAGAUUUAUACCCGGCCUGAUCUUGAAUCAAUCAAUAAUUAUGGGAAUCCACGUCAUAAGCCAAGAAAGUCGGAAAAAUCAAUAAAUCGAUAUUCAAUCGAUAUUUUGGGAUUCGAUUCGACGUCGCGCACUCAAUUUAUGCGACAUUUACCAAGAACAACUGAAAUUAUGCUGAAAUUGGGAUAUCAUUUUUUGUAUGGAUAUAAUAAGGUGAGUCGCGGGCGGUUUUUAUUGGCAAUUUUCGCUGGGAGAAAUGUGGGCGCGCGUAGUGUAGGGGUAGCGCGCUGAAAUAGUAAACGCAGCUGUUUUGCUCGCUCAGGUUCGGUCCACGGUGCGCGCGAACUUUUUUUUGUUUUUUAUCGGGAGAAUCCGAGCUGUUUUCUAUUGAAGAAAUGUGAUUUUGGAAUUAACCACGUGGAACUAAAUUUCGAACCGAAAAAUCUCCGAAAUUCUGGAAUAAGAAAGCCCCUUUGGAUCGAAAAUUUGGGAAUUUUCAGAAAAUGUUCAGGAAUUUUUGAAACAGUGAUUUUUUUUUCUGAAAAAACUUUGACAUUUUUUUUCAAAUUUCACUCUGAUUACCAAAUUACUCUGAAAUUUCAGAAAAAUUACAGAUUUCAAUAAAAUUUAGCUUGACAGAGUAGGCUUUAAACUGAAAAUUCAAAACCACCAAAAAAUAUGUGCAUUUUUUGAAACAGUGAAUUUUUUUUCCAAUUUUUGCCACGUGGAUUCUCCUAAGCUACAAAAUUCGCGUCAGCUAAACCCCUGCUGACGCGUUUUUUGUAGAUCAACUCCAAAUUUAAUUCAUUUUUUCUUUAUUUGUUCUUCCCACUCGAUCUUUUGAAAUUGCCAAAAUUUACACAGCUUUGUUAAUCAAAUUUUUGCAAAAAUUAACACAUUUUUUCGGGGGUUGAUCUGUGAUGCUACAAAAAAUGCGCCAAAGGGGAGAUUGACGCGAAUUUUGAAGGAAAAAACGUGACCCAGAAAAAAAAUCCACAAACUGAAAAAUUUCGAAAAAAAAUCAUUUCAAAAUUUUUGAGUUUGAAGAAAUGACAGGUUAGUCGGAAUUCUGAAAAUUCUGAAAUUAAUUUUAGGAAAACUUUUUUUCUCCAAAAAUUCCCAAAAUUAAUUUCAGGUGGCCGACAAUUCAAUGGUAAAUUUGGGACCAAUAUUAAUUGGCGAUAUGCCAGAAGCCAUUUCAAAACCGAAAUUCGAUGAAUCUGGAGAUAUUAAUUUGGAUUGGAUUCUACCACAAAAUGAAUCGAUGGAUCCGACAAUGUUGAAAUUCUUGUGGAAAACUAUGAAAGAAAGUGAGUGAGGAGGAUUUUUAAAAGAAAAUCUCGACAGAUUAGAAUUUAGAGUAGUCCCACAACUAUAAAAUAUUUUUGAAACAGUGAAUUUUUUUUUGAAGAAAAAUUUUGGGUUUUUGGAAAAAAAAAUUCGGAAGAAUUAUCAAAAUUUUAGUUAAUUCUCAAAAAUUCUAAUAUUCUUGAAACAGUGAAAAAUUGUCAAUUGCAAAACUGAAAUUUUGUGAUUUUUUUUUUUGAUAAUCUUAAAAAUAACACUACGAAUAAAGUUCAAAAUCAACCUAGACUUUUGAGAUAAUUUUGAAACAGUGAAUUUUUUGUGAAUGAUUUUUUGAGCCUGAAUUUUUGAAAAUGUUCUCAAAAGUUGUAGAAACUUUCUCAGAGAUUCGCUGGCCAGCUCGCCACUAGAUCGCUGCGGCCACCUGGAAACCGCAUGGCCGCCAGGUCGCCUUGAGUUUUCCGGCCACGUGGCCUGUGUGUUUGAAAUCCUGGAAAGCUGGCAAGACGGUGGUUUGUACUCAAAACACUGCAUUUUCUACUGUUUUUUCACUUCCUAAGGUUUCAAGUGCUGCGAAAAAACAGAAAAUGAGCCAAAUUUAUCGAAAAUGCCUCAAUUCACAAGUUUUUCAGACAUUUUUAUGAAAAUUCAUUUUGACGCGGCGAAGUGGCCACCACAUGGUAGCCAUGUGGGCUUGACCUAGCCAGAGCCUGGCCACCUUGCCAGCGAAAAAAAACCGGGCGACAUGGUUUCCAUGUGGUUCCCAGGUCAGCCAGCCUCCCCACCUGGUGGCGAGCUGGCCAGUGAAUCUCUGAGUUGAAACAGUGAAAAAUAUAGAAAAAUUAGAAUUUUCACAUAAUUUUGGACCACAAGAAGGAUUCAUAUUAGAAUUCCAAAACACCACAAAAACUAUGAGAAAAUUUUGAAACAGUGAAUUUUUUUCUGUAGAAAAAUUCUGGGUUUUUCUAAAAAAAAAUAGAAUUUUUAUAGCAAAGGGGUCAAUUGAAGCUGUAUUAGAUUUUGAAAUAUUUUCAGAAAUUCAAGUAACUUUGAAACAGUGAAAAAUUUCAUUAUUUUUGAAAUGAAAAAAAAAAAGAUAAUUUUCUGCGACUACGUACUCUGAAACGGAAUUUCUGAAGUCCCCCAAAAUUAUCAAAAAUUUUUGAAACAAUGAAAAAUUAUCAGAAAAUAAUUUUAAUUGCAAAUCUGAAAUUCCGUGAUUUUUUUUUUGAAAAUCCUAAAGUAUACAUACGAUUUCAAUUAAAUUCAAAACCAACCUAGAUUUUUGAGAUAAUUUUGAAACAGUGAAAAAUCUAGAAAAUUUAGAAUUUUCACAUAAUUUUGGACCACAAGAAGGAUUCAUAUUAGAAUUCCAAAACACCACAAAAACUAUGAGAAAAUCUUGAAACAGUGAUUUUUUUCUGAAUAAAAAUUCUGGGUUUUUCUAAAAAAAAAAUAGAAUUUUUAUAGCCGAAGAAUUAUUGGAAGGUUAAUUAGGUUUUGAAUUAUGUUCAGAAAUUCAAGUUACUUUGAAACAGUGAAAAAUGUUUUGAUUUUUAAAAUGAGAAAAAAAAUGAUAAUUUUCUGCGACUUCGAACGCUCUAAAAACUGAUUUCUGAAGUCCCCUAAAAUUAUCAAAUAUUUUUGAAACAGUGAAAAAUUAUCAGAAAAUAAUCUUAAUUUAAAAUCUGAAUUUCCGAGAGAGCACAACUAAAAAAUCCACAAAAAGUCCUACAAAUCUUGAAACAGUGAAAUUAUGUAAUUCAGAUUUUUUCGAAUAUUUUGGAUACCCAUUUUUGAUUUUAGUCUCAUUGUCUGUUACAGUAUGCUAAUUUUUUGUAAGAUAAAAAUAUUUCAGUUAAAUUUUUUCUUUAUGUACCGGAAAUGUUGAUGAAUAUUGGAACAGUGAGAAAUUGACUUUCAAUAUAAUUUUGAAACAGUCAAUUUUUGUGAUUUUUAGUUGGAGAGGUCAGGAGGAAGGUUGCAGCAGAGUUCAGAAAAUCAACAAAAACUAUCAAAAAUUUUUGAAACAGUGAAAAAUUAUCAGACAAUAAUUUUAAUUUUAAAUCUGAAAUUCCGUGAUUUUUUUGAUAGUUCUACAAAGAAAGAAUUGAAUAAAACUCUAAAACAGCCCGGAAUUUUAAAAUAAUUUUGAAACAGUGAAGUUUUUCUGAAUGAUUUUUUGAGUCUCAAAAUUGUUAGUAAAUUAUGUUUUUGUGAAUUUCACUCCGAAAGUUACUGACUAAGUUAUCGAAUUUGAAAAAUCCACAAACAUUUCAAGAACUUUUGAAACAGUGAAAAAAAAUAGAAAAAUUCAAAAUAUUUUUUGGAAGUUCUCGGUCAGAAAACGGCGAGGUCGCUACCGAUAGGGGCGGAGUCGCUACACGUUUUUUGUUCCCCGAAAUGUGUAGCGACCUCGCCGUUUUCUGACCGAGUUAACAUCAAAUUCAAAAUUCAUGAAAAAAACUAUGAAAUAAUUUUGAAACAGUGAAUUUUUUUCUUCUGAAAAAUUGGGAUUUCGGUUGAAAUUUAUAGAAAAAAUUAUCCAAUAAUAGCAAAAUUUCUUGAAACAGUGGAAAUUUUUCAAGAAUUUUUUCCAUUUUUAUUUUGAAAUCGAAAUUCAAAAAAAUCCAUAAUUUUUCUGAAAAUUUUGAAACAGUAACUUUUGCAUAAUGGAAUAAAUAUUAAAAAAUUCACAAAAAUUAUCAAAAAUUCUUGAAACAGUGAAAAAUUACCAUAACUUCUUUAGGAAUCUAAAAUCGUUCUAAAAUCUUUAAGGGACUUAGAGAAUUCACCUUAAGAAUAUAUGAAACCUUAGCCAAGCUCCUAAAUCACCUGAAAAUUGUCUCAAAUACUGUAAAACCCCCUAAAUAGCUUUAAAAAAGCCCCUAAAGCCUUAAGAAGAUAUAAAAUAGUUUUAAGAACCUUGUAAACCUCCUAAGUUACCUCAAAUUCACCUAAAUUUUUUGCAGAAUACGGUUGUGAAACACUAUUCAACGAUGAUAUUUCUCGUAGUCAUUUGGGUCUCUUCAACUAUCCAAAUAUCGAAUUCAAACCGGGUUUCACUGAAAAACCAGCCGAUCAUUAUUAUCGCCAAUAUUAUUUGGCAUUCUACAAUAAAUGGAAAUAUUUACCGUGUAAAGAUGGUGAUCAAAUUCAAUGGGAAUUUGUGCAAAUUUGGAGAAGAUUUGCACAUUAUUAUAAGGAUAUUUGUCAUUUUGGCUUCACUUUUAUUUCGUCGUAGGUUUUUUGUAGGGAAAUUUGGGUUAUUUUGAGUCUAAAUAAGCUUAGGCUUUGAAAUUUUCCAAAAUUGCAUCAAACCCUCGAAUUUUCAUUCUAUGAAAUUUUCUAUGAAAUUUUGAAACGUAAAAAAUUUGGCGUUUUUUUUUGAGAAAAUAAAAAACUUUGAAAUUUCUCAUAGAAUUAUUGAAACAGUGAAAAAAAAUAUUUAUUUAAUUUGAGAAAAAAACCUUCAAACAAAACUCGAAAUAAUUUCCAAAAUUUCUAGAAAUUUUGAAACAGUGAAAAAAAUUGAAUUUUUUCAAAUCAUAUUUUCAUAGCUUUCCUGAAACAGCUGAUUUUUUUAAAUAUAGAAGAACGAUUCAUUGAAACCUUGAAUUUUUGUUAGAAAAUUAGGAAAUUUUUGAAACAGUGGAAUAAUUUUGUGGGAUAAAUUGAGCGUUGACAUUAGUUUUUUCAAUCAUCCAGAAAUUCAUAGAAAUUUUGAAACAGUGAAAUUUUUUUCAAUGAGGAGAAACUAAACGAAAUUCGAAUUUUAUUCAGAAAUUCUCAUAGAAGUUUUGAAACAGUGAUUUAUUUCAACUUAAAAUGUUCUUAUUUUUCAACAUAAACAGAAACCACAUCAAAAACCUGAUUUUCUCUAAAAUUAUCAUAGAAUUUUUGAAACAGUAGAAAAAUUUCAUAGAAUAAUUUUUGAACCAAAAUUGAAGAAAAAUUGAUUUUUGUCAUUAUUUUUUGAGAUAGAAGUUUCCACUGGAAUGCAUUUGAAAAUUGCUUUGAAAUAUAUGGAAUUUUUGAAACAGUGAAAUAUUUCCAAGGUUGCAUCAAAUUAUUAUUUUUUUCUGUGAAAUUUUCUUACAAUUACCAAUUUUGAAACAGUGAAUUUUUUCAAUUCAAAAAUUGUUCAUAUUCCAAAACAAAGAGAAUACUAAUCAAAAAUCUAAUUUUCUCUGAAAUUCUCGAAGAAUUUUUGAAACAGUAAAUAAUUUCUAUGAAAUUAUAAUCUUAUCUGUUGUGAAAUAACAACCCAAAAGGAGUAACAUCAAUCUUUCAAAUCCUCUAAAAUUCAUACAAUUUUUGAAACAGUGAAUUUUUUGUUCUCAAAAAAAUCCAUCGAAAAGUUUACACUUCGAAAAUCCACAAUUAUUCGAUUUUUAUUUGAAAGAAAAAAAUUGCUGUUUCAAAAUUUUGGUAUAUUUUUUCUGACAUUUUUGUGAAUCGAUGUGCUAAUACCAAAAUUAUCAAAAGUUAUAUUUUUUGCCACGUGGAUUUGAAAAUUCUUUUUCAGAAAAUCAGAAUUCAUGCAGUAUUCUUUCUGUCCAACGAAAUUUGAAAAAUCCCAGCUAAAAUUCAUAGAAUAUUUGAAACAGUGAAUUUUUAAAAAUCGAAAACUUAUUAGAAGUCCCAAAAUUUAUUCAUUUGAAGUUCAGAGGAACAAAAAAUUGAUAAAUUUUAAGACAUUAUUUCUAAUUAUCAGGUUAAUUAGUACUAAUUAAUUAAUUAAUUAAUACCCAAAAAUAGUAUCUCGAAAAUCCCCUGCAAAAAUCGGUUCAAACAUUGGAUAAAUUGCAGUUGUAGCUGAUGCUAUACUUUCAUAACUAAUGAAAAUUAAUUGAGAAAAUUAACAUGAUAUAUUUAUAUUUACCACAGCAGCUGGGAGGUUUAAGAACGGUUGAUUAACGGUUUAUAAACCAACUUUAAUGAAAUUUAAUCAACGAAGUACCAAUAUUUGAUCCACGGUUGAUCCCCGUUGAUUAACCGUGGCUUAAAUCAUGAAAAUUUUCAAAAUUUUUGAAAACACUUAACACCCAAAAAAGUUGCCGGGAACCUAUUUUCAUCGAUUUGGGUAAUUUUCAAAAUUUAAAAAUUGGUUAAUCCGCGGUUCAUUAACGGUGGGUUAAGCGUUGGUACUCCGUUGAUUAAAAGCAGUUUUUAUCAACCGUUAAUCAACCGUUUUUAUACUUCCCAGCUGCAGUGACCCAAAUAGCUAUUAGUGCUAUAAAGGAUAAGACAAAUUAGGGUGAAAUUUGUGAGUUGUGCGCCGAUUAGACCUAAAUAUUGGAAAUAUUGGUAGUAGAUCAUGUGAAAGUGAGAUUUGGAAAAAAAAUAAUGAAAAUGGAACUUGAAAAAUAUUAUAUCCCAGAAGAAUUUGAUUGCACUUAUUAGAUGUUAUAAACAACUACGAUUUUCUGAAAAUUAUUAUUAUUAUUUUAUAAUCAAUAUGCUCACAAAAUUCAUGGAAUUUUUGAAACAGUAGAAAAAUUUCAUAGAAUUUUUAUGAACAAAAUUCAGGAAAUAUUGAUUUUUGUCAAAUAAUUUCCUUGAAAUUUUUCAUCAACAUUUUUUCGAUGUAAAUAAAGUAGGCAAAUAAACAGUGAUCAAUUUUUUUAAUUUCUUUGAAAAUUCAUGAAAUUUUUGAAACAGUGAAUUUUUCUUCUCAAAAAAAUAUUCAUUGAAAAAUUCAAACUUCGAAAAGCCUUUAUAAUUCGAAUUUUAUUUGGAAGAAAAAAUUUGUUGUUUCAAAGUUUGUGUAUAUUUUUUCUGACAUUUUUGUGAACCGAUAUUGUACCAAUUGAUCAAAUUUUUUUUUUGCCACGUGGAUUUGAAAAAUGUUCUUCUUAAGAAACUUUACUCAAUCAUCAAGCUGUAUAACGAAAUUUGAAAAUUUCCAGCUAAAAUUCAUGGAAUUUUUGAAACAGUGAAUUUUUUUAGUUCAAAAACUUAUUAGAAGUCCCAAAAUUUAUUCAUUUAAAGUUCAGAGAAACAAAAAAAUUGAUAAAUUUUAAGACAUUAUUUCUAAUUAUGUAGUUAAUUAGUACUAAUUAAUUAAUUAAUUAUCUAAAAUCCUUAUUAAUCGUAAAAAUAGCUAAACCAAAACUUUUUUUUGUUCGAAAAAAGUUCACUGUUUCAAAAUUUUUGUAUAUUUUUUUCAUAAUAGGAUUCGAUGAUCUAACGGUGAUAUGAGGAUCUGACCGAAAUCAUGUGAAAAAAAUUCACUGUUUCAAAAUUUUUAUUAAUAAAAUUUCAAAAUUUUGGAAACUGAUUCAUUAAUUUGACGUUUUGUUCUAAAAAUAAUUUCACUGUUUCAAAAUUUUUGUAUAAAUAAUUCAUUUUUGAAUUUAAAAAUUCAUUCCGGCUGAUGAAAUUCCACCAAAAAUUCCCAUAUUUUUUGCAGAUUAACCCACGAAUCUCCAUUUGUUUUGGAAACUUUGGAUGAAAGAUUGGCUGGAAGUUUGAGUGAAAUGAAUUUGGAAGGAUUAUUGGAUAAUAGUUUAUCGAUUAUUAUGGGAGAUCAUGGAAAUCGAAUUGGAACUAUACAAUAGUUAGUUUUGCGGGGGGUUUUUGGACCGAAAUCAGGGAUUUUUGGAAUUUUUGUGCAGUGCUUCAAUAAUCGAAAAAUUAUCUGAUUUUUUAGUUAAACGUUUUUUGAAACAGUACAUUUUUGUCUUUUUUUCUAGAAAAUUUGAAUUUUUCUGUUCAAAAAAAAAUUCACUGUUUCAAAAAAUAUUAAUAUUUUUCUGAUUUUCUCGUCAUAUAAUUAUAAUUCAUUUUCUAAAUUACAUAAUUUUGAACAAGAAAAGUCCACUGUUUCAAGAUUUUCAGAAAUAAAAUUUAAUUUUCUGGAAAAUUUGAUAGGUUUUCGUUCUACUCGUUAUUCCAAUGAAAUAAAAAUUCACUGUUUCAAAAAAUCUAGAUUUUUGCAAAUUUUCAAAACCUCCAAUACCAAAAUGGGAUUUUUAUUAGAAAAAUUCACUGUUUCAAGAAAAAAUUCAAUUUUUCAGUUUGUUUGAAUUUUUGAUAUUCUCUUGUGAAAAUGUCAUAAACAUUUUAUGAACAUAAUUUUUGAGUUUAUAGUCAUCCCCUCUUAAAAUCCUUUUUUUUAAAACAAUUAUUCGCCGUUUCAAAAUUUUUACAUAAUUUCUGGAAACUUGAGUGAACUUGAUAUGUGACCAUUAGCUCCAAAUUUUUAUCAAGUUUUUUGAAACUAUACAUUUUUUUUCUUUAAUGAAUCAAUAACUUCCUUAUAUAUUUUCAGAUUUCUAGAAAAAUCAAAUUUCUGUCCUGAAAAAUUCACUGUUUCAAAAAAUUUCCAACUGAAAAGAUCACAGAGGAAUUUUUCAAUGACUUCUCGUUACGUUUGUAAUAAAAAUCACUGUUUCAAAAUAUUGAUUAAUUUUUAUGUGAAUUCUAGAGCUGUUCAUUUACUUUGAAAAAUUCACUGUUUCAAAAAUUAUUCAUAUUUUUCUGAUUUUCUCUUCAUAUAGUUAUAAUUCAUUUUCUAAAUUUCAUAAUUUUGAACAAGAAAAAUUCACUGUUUCAAAAUUUUCAAAAAUAAAAUGCAAUUUUCUGAAAAAUUUGAUAGUCCAUGUCGUUAUUUUUCCAAUGAAAUAAAAAUUUGCUGUUUCAUAAAAUAUGUGAAUUGUUCAGUUUAUUUUCGAAUUUUUGAUUAAAGUUGUUUUUUUUUCGAAAUAACUGUCAAAAAUAUUUGAUGAGCAUUUUUCUCAAAUUCAAAAAUUCAUUUUUUCCUCGUAAAGUGAGGAUUUUGAUCACACGUGAAUGCGUUUCAAAACUUAUUUAAAUUUUGCUCAUAAAAUGGUUUUUUGAUUUGCUUUUCAAAAUAAAUAGCAUCAAAUUGAUCUAAAAAAAAAAAUUCAUCGUUACAAAAUUUUCAAAAAUAAAAUUCAAUUUUCUGAAAAAUUUGAUGGUCUGUUGUUCUUAUUCCAAUAAAAUAAAAAUUAACUGUUUCAAAAAAAUCUAUAUUUUUCGAAUUUUUCGUGAAUUUUUCAAUAGCUUUCUUCUUCGCGAAUGAGAAAAAUUCACUGUUUCAAGAAAUAAUUGAAUUUUUCAAUUUUUCGGAAUUUUUGAUCGUAGUUUGACCUAUGCUGUAAAAAAAAAUACUUCUAAACUAUUUUCUAAAAAUGUCACUUUACAGUCAUCUUCCCAUAAAAUCCUUUUUUCCAAAAAAAAAUCACUGUUUCCAAAUUUAUAUAAAAUUUUUGAAUAAAUGAGAUAACUUUAUUCUGCAAAUGAUGAUUUAGACCGAAAUUUCACAUUUUUUUCAUUUCAAAAAUUCACGGUUUCAAACAAUUCUCAAAGAUUUCUCAUAAUUUCAUAAUUUUGCUGAAUUAUCUUCUGUUCUACCAAAUCUGAUUCUGAUUUUUCGUAAAUUUUUUUACUGUUACAGAAUUUUACAAAAAUGAUUGAAACUUCUGAAAUUCCAAUUUUUUAGGUUUUAAAAAAUUCACUGUUUCAAAAAUUAUUCAUUUUUUCCUCGUAAAGUGGAGAUUUUGAUUAUAUGUACUCACGUAUUAGUUUCAUAAAAUUGAGAAAGAAAUUUUAGAAAAAUUCACUGUUUCAAGAAAGUUUUAAUUUUUUGUUGAAAAUUUGAGGAACAUUGUUUCAUUCAAGUUAUGUAGUCCCGAAAAUGCACAGUUUCAAAAUAAUUCACUGUUUCAAUAUUUUCAGAAAUAAAAUUUAAUUUUCUGAAAAAUUUGAUGGUAUGUCGUUCUAUUCCUAUGAAAUAAAAAUUUGUUGUUUCAAAAAAUCUAGAUUUUUCCAAAAUGUCAGAAUUUUUUUUGAUCAUCUAAUUUCUCCAACUUUUUUAUUCAAAAAAAAUUCACUGUUUCAAAAAUUACCCAUAACUUCUGAAAUUUAGAGGAAUUUUGAUGAAUAGCUUCUCUAACACUUUCACUGUUUCAAAAAAUACCUAAUUUCUCGAUUUUCUGCAGUAAUUUGAUGAACGAUCACUCAGUUAAUUAAUUCUUCAUUACCAAGUAGAUCAAAACAUUUUAAUUCGAAUUAUUAAUCACAUUCGAUAUGAUUAAGUGCAUAUUCUAUAUCAAAUCAUAUAUCAUUCCAUUUCUCAAUCAUUUUAUCAAUUGUCAAUCGAUUCAGCGAACCUAUUUCCUCUUUCAAAAUUCCAGAAAAUUCACAUUUAUAAAUCUUUCGAAUUUCUGGAAUUCGCUCAUCAAAAAACUUCACAGCUGCCCACACAUUUUUCUCAAAUAAAAACCCGCUAUCCAAACUUCUAUCCUUGUUUUUUGGCUCCUUCAACUCAUAAUAUUCCUCAAUUUCCUUCGCAUUUUUGAGCUGCUCUUCGCUCGACUUUUUCCUUGAAUAUUUCGUUCAUGGCCCCAAUUUUUUGAAUCCCAAAGCUUUUCGCAUUUCGGAAAGUCCGAUGGUUUCUUGUGCCAUUGGAAUCAAGCGAUGAAGAAACAUUGUGGCGAUGAUAUCUUUUGCAACAUCUCCGUUCAUUAAUUCUUUUUCUCUGUGGAAAGCUCAUUUUCCAUGGAAAAGUUUGAGCAAUGAUCAGUAUUUGCUGGAAGAAAAAUAUUGAGUGAACUUUGCGCAGAAAUCUUGUUGGGACUUAGGCCUGGCCGCUAAAGCGGAAGACAGUGCCGCGUACGCGGAAGCUUGCGGUUUAUACUCGCGCAGAGCGCAAAAAAUUUAUCUAAAAAAUUCACUGUUUCAAAAAAAAAUUUUGAGAAAUUUUGCAUGAAUUUGAUAAAGCAACUAUAUGUUUGUUUUAAAAAAAUUAACUGUUCCAAAAAUACUGGAAAUAAUUUGGAAUUGAAAAAAACCUUAAUUUCUGAAAAUUUCAAUACACAAUUGAGCCUUCAAAAAUUCGCAAAUGAAAAAUUUCUGAAAAUUUAAAAUUGAAAAAAGUUUCCCAAAAAAAUCUCACUGCUUCAAAAUUUUUAGAAAAAUUUCUAGUAAUAGUUUAACCUUAUUACAUCAUUUAUUCUUGGAAAAAAAUAAUUUACUGUUUCAAAAAUUAUCCAAAUUUUCAAAAUUGUGAGAAAUUUUGAUAUGUUUGUUCUAAUAAAUUCCCGAAAAAAUCUCACUGUUUCAAGGAAAAUGUAAAAUCUUGACUUUUCUGAGUUUUUCUUUGAUAAAACGAUAACCAAUAGACGAUGAAAAUUCUAAUAAAAAAUAUCAUCCAAAGUUUUCAGAAUCAAAAUUUCAUGAAUAAAAUUCCAAAUUUUCCCCCAAAAAUCCUCCAUUUUCUUACAGCUCGUAUACAGGUCGAAUCGAAGAACGUAUGCCAUUAAUGGCAAUUCGAUUACCAACAAAUUUCGCCUCAAAAUAUCCCAAACAAUAUUCGAAUUUUUUGGAAAAUAAAUUCAAAUUGACUGCAAAUUUUGAUAUUCAUCAAACACUUCAAGAUAUUAUUCAUAUGAAUUUUGGAAAUCGAAAAAAAUAUGUGGAAAAUAAUCAAAGAGGAAUCAGUUUAUUUGAUGAAAUUCCGAAUUCAAGAAAUUGUAAAGAUGUUUUUGUUCCCGAAAAUUUUUGUACUUGUUUGGAAGGUGUUGAAGUCAAGGAUAAUAUGGAUGAAGAAGUUAGGGUAAGUCUGGGGCUGAAAAUUCGGGGUCAGCACGAAAAAUGCGUUCCAAUUUUUCCAGAAAAACCUGGAAAUCGUCAAAAAAUGGUUUUCGGAUCAAAAAUUGGAUAAAUGCAUCGAAAUCGAUUCCAUGGAAAUUCUGGAACCCGAAAAAAUGCGGAAAAUGAGUUUGAAUAAAUUGAGUCGAGAAGGUUUGAGAAGUAAGAAAAAUGUGACACUUUUGGAAAUUACGCGGAAAAAACCCGAGAAAAAUGAUGUGAGUUUGGGAAGAGAGUGCCACGUGGCAGAUGGAUUUUAGGACCGAAAAAUACAAUUUUUUUUGAAAUAUUUGAAAAUUAAUGUUUAUGGGAAGAUUUUUGUAUUCAAAAAUAAAUUUUGCAGAUUUUUUUUGAAAAAAAAAUUCACUGUUUCAAAAUUUUCAUUUCUAAAAACAGUGGAUUUUUGGAAGUUGAUAAGGUUCACAAGAAUAAAAGUUUGCAACGUGGCCAAAAAUAGUUCCAGUUGAAAUUUUACAAAUUUUUCAUUUUCACGUUAGGUUUUGGUUAUCAAUAUUGAUUUUCUAAAUUUUUUUGUGAAAAAAAGUUCACUGUUUCAAAAUUUUCAUUUGAAAAAGUUAUGGUUUUUCGAAUAAUCAGUAAAGUUUUGGUUGAAGAAAAAUUCACUGUUUCAAAAUUUUGUUUAAAAAAUUGCCGAUUGUCAAAAAUUGUUUGGUUGUAUAGUAAUUAAUUAAAAAAUCAAAAUAAAAAAUUAUUUAGAAAAUUCAAUUUUUCUUCUGAAAAAUUUCACUGUUUCAAAAUUUUCAUUUGAAAAUUCAGGAAUUUUUUAAAUUUGGUUUUUUUUUUCAUUCAAAUUCAAUGAAGAGGAAUAUAAUUUGCCACGUGGCAAAAAUUCAGGUUCAAAAAUUUGAUUUUUUCCUCAAUUUUUUUGUGAAAAAAGUUCACUGUUUCAAAAUUUUCAUUUGUAAAAGUUAUGGUUUUUCGAAUUUAUUAAUAAUCAGUAAAGUUUUGGUUGAAGAAAAAUUCACUGUUUCAAAAUUUUGAUUAAAAAAUUGCCGAUUGUCCAAAAAUUGUUAUGUUGUAUGAAAUUAAUCCUAUGAAUCUAAAAAAAAAAUCAAAAUUAAAAAUUAUUUAGAAACUUCAAUUUUUCAUCUGAAAAAAAUUCACUGUUUCAAAAUUUUGAUGAAAAAAUUUUCGAAUUUUUGAAAGUCGCUUUCAUUUUUUUUCAAGUCCUUUGAAAAAUAAUAUAAUUUUCACGUGGCAAAAAUUCAUAUUCAAAAAAUUGAUUUUUUCCUCAAUUUUUUUGUGAAAAAAAUUCACUGUUUCAAAAUUUUCAUAUGAAAAAAUCACGAAAAUUCAAAAACCGGUGGAUUUUGUUUGAUUGAAUGAAAAUCUCAUGUCACGUGGCAAAUCCAUUUUUUUUGCAGUUCAUAAAUUUCGAAUUCGACAUUUCUGCUCAUUUUUUGCUCCAAUCCCAGCCUCUCACAAAACUUCGAAUUCGAACCGAAAAAUUUGUGAAGGACAAAGACUACAGUCUAGUUUAUGAGCCGCAAAUCAUCGAGAAUCAACUAGAAAAUCCGAAGUGCCAAAAACAAUUAUCGAUUUUUGAAAUUUGCUCAUGUUUAUCACUUUAUUGA